UUUCCGCUUGUAAAAUUCUGUGGUGAAUGAUAAGAGAGCUUAAUAAAAUUAUUUUUAAUAAAAGAAAAGUUUGUUUUGUGCAAGUAAUUCAUAAUCAUAAUGCCCUUUUUAAGCAGUACAACUCCGUUUGAUUCAGAUGUUGAAAAAGUGACCAGUGAGAUGAACACUGCUGAAGAUUGGGGACUGAUCAUGGACAUUUGUGACAAGGUUGGCAAUACGGCAAGUGGACCAAAAGAUUGUCUACGGUCCAUUGUCAGAAGACUUAACAGCCCAGUUCCUCAUGUAGCUAUGCAGGCUCUGACGCUACUUGAUGCUUGUGUAAACAAUUGUGGAAAACAGUUUCAUCUUGAAGUGUGUUCUAGAGACUUUGAAUCAGAAGUCAGAAAGUUACUUGGAAAAGCUCAUCCUAAAGUUGUAGAAAAAUUGAAGCAGUUGAUCAAAAAAUGGGCAGAAGAAGAAUUCAAGAGUGAUCCCCAACUAAGCUUAAUUCCUUCUUUAUACAACAAGUUAAAAACUGAAGGAAUGGAAUUUGCAGAAUCCACUGAUACACCUAAGAAGAUCACUUCAACAUACUCCAAAGAUCCCAAUGUUGUAAGCAGUCAGCAGGAAGAAGAUGACAUUGCGAAAGCCAUUGAAUUAUCACUGAAAGAAUCUUCCCCCAAGACUUCUAGUCUGUAUCCUACUGCGAAACCUCCAUCUCCUACGCCUAUUUCACGAUUAUUGCCUCAGAAAGAACCUCGAAAAGUUCGUGCACUGUAUGACUUUGAGGCAGCUGAAGAUAAUGAGCUGACUGUCAAGACAGGAGAAAUCAUACUGGUUUUGGAUGAUAGUGAUGUCAACUGGUGGAAAGGCUCAACCCAUUUGGGAGAAGGUCUGUUUCCAGCUAAUUUUGUCACAGCAGAUCUCACAGCAGAACCAGAACCUGUUUACAAAGUUCCAGAAAAGAAAUCUGUUCAGUUUAGUGAAGAAGUGAAAGUAAAGACUGUUGAAACUGAACCUCAAGAAGUUGAGAUUGAUGAGGAAAAAAUUGAUAGACUGUUACACUUAUUACAUGAAGCAGAUCCCACAGGAGAGAGAGCUGACUCUGAUGAACUUUUAGCUUUGGAAGAACAAUGUACUGCUAUGGGUCCACUAAUUGACAAGGAAGUUGAUAGGAUUGAUCACUAUCAUGCAUCAUUAGCAGCAGUCAGUAAACAGCUGAUGGAAGCCCUUGGCAUGUAUCAUGAUUUGAUGAGGGAGUUUGUUCCACCAACCCCCUAUGGAACCUAUCCACCACCUGACUCUCGUAUGCCUAUGUCUCCACCACCACAUGGACAGCCUAUGUACAAUGGACCAAUGCCACCAAGUACAUACAUGACACAGCAGGUUCAAGGUCUAUACUCCUACCCACAAGUAGAGCAACAACAAGGUUAUCCGCAGCCUCCUGUUGCAGCAGGUCUUCAAGGUUCAAUGCCACUGUCAAACCACCCUCAUAUACCACAACAGUCCAGCAUACCCACAUCACCAUCAGCUUCUCAAACUCCUUAUUCUCUGCCUAAUAAUGUAUCCUAUUCAAGUGGUUACUCUUCACCUUCAAACAUGAUGACAGGCAAUAGAGGACAAGUCCAGGGGAUGGGGGGAGAAGCUGUUUCAUUUUCUCCACACUUCUCUGAAGCUAUGUCAAUAACACAGCAGCCUCUGUUAUGAAUGAAACUGCUGGAGGAUUGAGACAUCCUGGAAGCAAUCCAAAGAGAAGAAUCAUAUAAUCAAAUCUUUCUUGAAAAGCUUAGUUCAAAGGAGUCUUCUUGCAGAAUGGAGUACGAUAAUUAUUUUCUUAUAAGGUCUAUGAUCUUUGGCUGUUUGUUGGUGUAGUUUUUUGAGGGCAUCUUCCUAAAGAAUUUUAAAUUAGUUCAAAUGUAAGUUGUGUGAAUAUUUUUUGUCAUAUUUUGUAUCAUACACAGUGUAUUUUAUGCUGUUUAAGGAAGUUAUUAGUAAAUGUUUUGUUUUUCUUUCUGAAUAGUUUUGUGUGAUAUACAAAGUAAUAUCCAUUUUUGAGUACUUCAAAAAAAACGUUUUUUAAGUUUAAUAGGACAAGCCAGGAUUUAUAAAGAACAGUUUGACUGUAGGUGAAUGAACUUUACCUUUGUUUAUUGUAUGUGAAUGUUAUGUGAUUAAUUUCGGACAAAGUAAAAUAGUACAUAUUCUUUCAAUUUGGAGAUGGCUUGAAUGGGUAUUGAAAGAAACUUUAUUACAAGUAAUCUGUAUGACAUACCUUUUGUCAUCAUCAGUACUGAUAACAGAAGUUUAUUGAAACAUGCUACAUGUGUUACUUAUACUAGUUUCUUUCAUUACUCUCCAAACUUUAUUGUCUAAAAGCUGUUUCCUCAUCAUCGAAAAUUACAUCACUUGUUGAAUCAUAAGGUUGAAAAUUUGGUAAAAGAAAAGAUGGGUAUUAUUGUUCCAACUGAAAGCAAAGAAUAAUAAUAAUAUUUCAAACACACUAUACCAGUUAUUUCAGGUACCAACGAAGCCUUUUAUCCAGAGCUCACCAGGCCAGCUGGGAUAUGACAGACAUAGUAGUGGUUGAGAUGCUAUUUAUAUUAAGAAAUUUCCAAUACCAGAACUUACCAGGCCAGCUGGGAUAUGACAGACAUAGUAGUGGUUGAGAUACUAUUUAUAUUAAUAAAUUUCCAGUACCAGAACUUACCAGGCCAGCUGGGAUAUGACAGGCAUAGUAGUCAUUGAGAUACUAUUAGCAGAUUACUUGACAGCAACUGUUAUUCUGCUUGUUUUGGAAUUCACUUGGAAAACAAUUAAAUUAUAGGGGAAAAUAUCGUAGUCCAUAAUUGUUGAAUUCUGAAUAAAAACCUUAAGAAGCAUUUGUUUAGUUAAAACUGUUUUAUACUUUAAAAGUGUUCUUCCUGUCAGUGCUUUUACACAGUGCUUUAAUCAAUUAAAAAAAUUUGAAUUUAAAUAACAGCUGUAACUGAAUAUUUUAUAACAAUAUGUAUGAUUUUCCUGUCUUGUAUGGGAAUUAUUUUGUUUUUAUUCUGAAAGUUAGUAUAGAGCAGGAUUAAGACUUUAAAUUUGGUGUUUAAAUCCAUAUGGUUGACAUGUAUGUUCAUAAAAUAACUAUCAACAUGUAAAAAUUUUAUUUUACUUUUGAAGAGACAACAGAGAUGUGAAAUAUUUUCAGUUGAAGUUAAAGCUUACGUGUAGAAUAGGUAGUAAAUUUGUAGAAUUUCAUCUGGGAAAUAAACAUACAACUGCUGAUUUUCUUUGUGAUUGAUUCAUAACAGAAAGGAGAGAUGACAAGUGAGCUUUUGUUUUGUUAAUAAGAUUUAUUGAUUAAAAAUACUGUUUCUUCACUAAUUCAUACUCACAUACUUCUGUAUAUACUCUCUGUUUUAGUGUAAAAUCUUCAUACUUUCAUUGUAUAAUGACAGUGUUUAUAUUUAUUGUUAUUAAUGUGUGAUUUAGGAAAAAGUCCAACCUUGGUGUUGGUCAAUUUGACCGAUUCACGUGACCUUUUGUACCCAUUUAAAGUUGACAUAAAUUUAAUGCUUAUAACUCUAUAUAUAUUCACGAAAUUUGGCAGUCUUUCACUUAAUAUUACAAGUCUUUCACAUACAAAAAUUCAUAUUUCUUAGUGAUGUAUUUUUUAAUAAAAUAAUUGAGUUGACGUACCAGCUUUUUCUAAAAACUAAGCCUCACAAAAAUUUGCUCAUCCCAUUUUUUACCAAAUUGUUGCAUGUUGUCGCAGUUAGUGUUGCUGCAUGUAGUGUGUAUAUAUAUAUAUAUAUAUAUACUGUAUAAACUCUAGCAAUUGUGAUCUAUUUGAAAAGGAUAUGAAUAACAUUUGCAAAUGAAGACUCAAAAUAAUUAAGCAAUUGACUUGAACUUAAUAGAUAGAUGAAAAUGUGUUAAUAAUUAACAUGAAGCUUGCCAUCAUUUGUUGAGUAUGAUUUUUUUUUAUUUAGUAUUAAUAUUAGUGAUCCUAAGUAAUUCAAAAAUGCUGAAAAGCAAAAUAUAUUUCCUGUUAUAAAGUUUUGUUGUCAGUAAUACUUUUAACAUGUUGCUGAAAAGAUUCACUGUCUCUGUUUUGAUAGAUAACCAUCACAAAGUGUUAAAAGGUAAGUCAGAGAUCUUGCUUCAGUAACUAUGACUUCUAAAGUGGUCACUUGAAGAGAGCAUUUUUUUUUCUUUAUUGUAAAGUUACAUAAUGAACUGUCCACACACACACACACACAUACAUAUCUGUUUAGUAUGGUUUCAUGAAACAGUAUUUUUUCACUACUUAAUGUUAGAUCUCUUUUUAAAAAUGUGUAUUUUUCCCUCAUAUUUCAUAUAUCUAUAGUUCUGUGUAUAGUAGAUUUUUAAUGCAAGCUUGGU
Messenger RNA from Limulus polyphemus (Atlantic horseshoe crab), 4371 nucleotides. RefSeq names its product signal transducing adapter molecule 1-like. The record is from RefSeq and is a predicted model, not a curated record. The transcript has 14 exons. Lineage: Eukaryota; Metazoa; Arthropoda; Merostomata; Xiphosura; Limulidae. Gene Ontology annotation, molecular function: phosphatidylinositol binding; ubiquitin binding. Gene Ontology annotation, cellular component: ESCRT-0 complex. Gene Ontology annotation, biological process: protein transport to vacuole involved in ubiquitin-dependent protein catabolic process via the multivesicular body sorting pathway. The coding region runs from base 100 to 1686 and encodes 528 amino acids.